CCAGCUGUGCCUGAGCCACCGCACUCGGGACACUGCUGUCUCCUCAGCCACUCACAUCUGGUCACCCUGAUGGCCAAGGUUUCCACUGAAAUGGAUUGGUGGAAGAGAAAUUUCUGGAUCAUCUUAGCUGUGACCAUCAUCAUUGUCUCCACGGGCCUGAGCAUCAUCCUGUACUGUGUCUGUAGGUUGCUGCUUAGACAAGGCAAGAAAUUUGAAAUUGCCAGGCCCGUGAAACAAGAUGAAGAAAAGAUGUAUGAGAAUGUUACUAAUCAGUCGUCAGUUCAAUUACCCCCCCUGCCACCCCGGGGUUUGCUGUCUUCAGAACGUGCCUCCCCACAGGAGACCCCAAGUCCGCCACCAGCUACAUACACCCUGGUAAAUAAACUUAGAAAUAAGAAGGUAAAUUCCAUCCCAAGCUAUGUUGAGCCUGAAGAAGACUAUGAUGAUGUUGCUAUCCCUGAAAAUAUGGAAAAGCAUCACUUAGAAACCUCCAUGUCUCCUUUUUGGCCAGCUGAAGAAGGUUCACACAACUUAUUUUAAAACAAUCAAGAGUGGUUGAAGUUCAGUAGGUACCCAGUCCCGAAAGCCAGCGGCAAUGUUACGAAGCUCUGUAAGAUAAGCACUUCCUGAACCUUAGACACAGGCGUGUCAGCGAUCAGAUGACCGCAGGCAGAGGAAAGAAGCAGAUGCUCAGCCUUGAAGACCCAGAGGAGCCAGACCUUGAGCUUCUGUUGAGCGAGUCCCACGGGGAGGACCUCGGUUCCCUGCUCCUACCCGUGAGAAACCACUCAGUUCUCAGCACUCUUCCUUGUUUCCUUCCCUUGUUUGUGUGGUUCUAAGUGAUCUUAAAUCUUGGGGUUCGAUUGUGCACAACCUCUCGGGUUCCCAUCCCCAGCAUGGCCCUCACUGAGCAAACGGUCUUGUCCCCACCCGCCCCACCCACUUCUCACAUUGAGGGGCUGUGGGUGGUAGUUACAGCUGAGCGCUCUUGUGCGCAAGUAACUGCGUCAAGCCUUCUGGGUUCUUCAAGGGAGGGAGUGCUUUGUGUUCACGUGAACUCUCCCCACCUGCACACACCCACACCCCGGUGCCUCUCUGUGACCUUGGCCAGACUGACCGUGGAAACUCAAGCUCUCACAGGAGGUUUUCUCCUGUGCUCCCCCGUUGCCCCAUAACAGUCAACAAAGGACAGAAGUUACACAAGGAGGUGUCAUUUUGCCAUAUGUGCAUUGCGGGAGCUAUAGGAAAAGUGGGUUUCCCCAGGAAAAAUCAUGGGGAACAAGAAAGAAAGGGAGAUUAAAUGGCAAACUCAAGAUGAGAGUUCAGGGGGCUCACUGGCCUCCCCCAUCAUUUCCAUUACUGCCUCCUCCCUAGGAUAAAGUGCUAUGAGAACAGCGCCAAGCCCCUUCCUUCCAGAUCACUGUUCCCGAGCCACUGGAAGCAGAAACUCCAGUGCGAUGUGCCGCAGUCAAUGAGAUGCUGGGGAAGUGGGCUGCUGUCCGGUAAACGAGUGCUCUCGCUGCCAAGGCCCAGGUCAACUUCGUAGGCUCCUCAACUUCAUCACUUCCUUCGAGCUCAUUUCCUAGAGCCCUAGGACUGGACACUUUCUAACCAGACUCACAAGAGGCUGAUUCCUAAGCAAUCCCUGGGAAAUCCAGAAAAGAGCAGGCUUGCAGGGAGAGCACGAUGAACCGUGAAAAGGCCCAGGCGUGGCCCUUGGACUGAGCUGCUCCUCGAGAAUUGGAAACUGUGUUCCCACCACAGUGAGGCUUCCUCCCUCAACCACUGCUGGACCAGUGGGGACACGUGCUUCCUCCCGGCUUCUCUCUUUCUAGAUGCUGUGGAGACCUCCAGCUGCAUGGUCGUACUUCCUUAUUUCAGGCCAGUGGUUCACUAACUGUGGUCUUAUGGAACUCUGAUAUUCCACCAGCCAGAGAGAGGACUCUUUUCCCAAAUUAUAGAAAAAAAAGAUAAAGGAUAGAAGAAUUUCGCAUGUAUACUCUCCUCUUAGAAAUUUUCUGUAAGCCAUCUGCAUCGAUGACAAAAGUUAAAAACAAAUUCCAGGUAAAUGUUAACUCCUCCUUGGUGUCUGGGACCCCACCGUCUCCUCAUUCUCCUCCUGCCCGUCUGGCCUGUCUCAGUCUUGUUUGGGAGCCCCCUUUCUCUCUGAACAUCUCGUCAAUGCUGGUCUUCCUCAGGAUUCUGUCCCGGUCCCUGCCCUCAUCUCACUCUAAACCCUCAGGAGGGAUCUCACCGAUGGGCUCAGGGCCCCCUCUACUCUGAUGACUUCCAAAUCGCAGACCCCAGCUAGGCUCUCUCUCCCCAGUUGCAGACCUGGCUGCCUCCAGGACAUCCCCAUAUGCUUCUCCCGGAGGCUCCUCGAGUUCAAUAUACACUGAAAAGAGCUGAUCACCUACCCCCAAUU
Molecule: messenger RNA, 2425 nt
Organism: Equus quagga
Lineage: Eukaryota; Metazoa; Chordata; Mammalia; Perissodactyla; Equidae
Gene: SCIMP
Product: SLP adaptor and CSK interacting membrane protein
Exons: 5
Coding region: 70-540 (156 amino acids)
Cellular component (GO): immunological synapse; tetraspanin-enriched microdomain; membrane
Source: RefSeq, a predicted model, not a curated record